UGCCUUCUUCAGCCAGAGCCGCGUCGUGGGUGUGCUGGGUGAGGCAAGGCUGCUCUCCUCUCGGUCUUUUUCCUCUCUCUCUGGGUGCACACCAAGAUGUCGCUGGUCGCCGUGCCUUUUUACCAAAAGCGACACAAGCACUUUGACCAGUCGUACCGCAAUGUUCAGACGAGGUACCUUCUGGAUGAAUAUGCGGAGAAAAAGCGCACAUCCACCCAGUCGUCCUCCCAGAGGUCUCUCUCUCAGAGGUCGUCCUCCCAGAGAGCGACCGGCCAGACGGCGUCUGGAGGGACCACCUGUAGCAUCUGCGCCAAGAGACUGAGCACGGACGCGCUGGAAGAGGAGGAGCACGAGAAGAAACGGAGGUACCAGUCUCUGGUGGCUGCUUACGGGGAGGCCAAGCGGGAGCGUUUUCUCCGGGAGCUGGCUGAGAUGGAGGAGAACGUGCACCUGGCCCGCGCCCAGGCUCAGGACAAGCUGGACAGAUACGCCAUCCAGGAGAUGGUGGAGGACAAGCUGGCGGGCCACAGUCACUCGUACUUGGAGCGGAUGCGCCGGGCCCCCGAGAUCCUGGUGCGCCUGAGGUCCCACACGGUCUGGGAGAGGAUGUCUGUGAAGCUCUGCUUCACCGUACAAGGGUUCCCCACGCCUGUGGUGCAAUGGUACAAAAACGGUAGUUUGAUCUGCCAAGCGGGAGAGCCGGGCAAGUACAGAAUCGAGAGCAAGUACGGCGUGCACACACUGGAGAUCAACAGGGCAAACUUUGACGACACAGCAACAUACUCGGCCGUGGCCACAAACGGGUACGGACAGGUGUCGACCAACGCCGCCGUGGUGGUGAGAAGGUUCCACGGGGACGAGGAGCCGUUGCACUCGGUGGGACUCCCGAUUGGAUUGCCCCCUUCGUCCGUGAUUCCGUACAUGCACUUUGACGUCCAGUUUCUGGAGAAGUUUGGGGUCACCUUCAGGAGGGAAGGUGAGACGGUCACUCUCAAGUGCACACUGCUGGUGACCCCGGAGCUGAAGAGGGUGCAGCCGCGCGCCGAGUGGUACAGGGACGAUGUGCUGCUGAAGGAGUCCAAGUGGACCAAGAUGUUCUUCGGAGAAGGCCAGGCCUCCCUGUCCUUCAGCCACCUGAACAAGGACGACGAGGGCCUGUACACCCUGAGGAUUGUGUCCAGAGGGGGCAUCAGCGAGCACAGUGCCUUCAUGUUUGUCCGAGACGCUGACCCGCUGGUCACUGGGGCUCCGGGCGCGCCCAUGGACCUGCAGUGCCACGACGCAAACCGCGAUUACGUCAUCGUGACUUGGAAGCCACCCAACACCACCACCGAGAGCCCUGUCAUUGGCUAUUUCAUUGAUCGAUGUGAAGUGGGAACUGACAAUUGGGUUCAGUGCAAUGACGCCCCUGUGAAAAUCUGCAAAUACCCCGUGACCGGACUCUUUGAAGGAAGGUCGUACAUUUUCCGCGUGAGGGCAGUCAACAGCGCGGGCAUCAGCAGGCCUUCCAGAGCGUCCGAGGCCGUGGCUGCCCUUGACCCUAUUGACCUCAAGAGGUUACAAGCGGUCCAUUUGGAGGGGGAUAAAGAAAUCGUCAUCUACCAGGAUGACCUCGAAGGCGAUGUUCAGAUCCCAGGGCCUCCCACCAACGUGCACGCCUCAGAAAUCAGCAGAACAUAUGUCGUCCUCAGCUGGGACCCACCUGCUCCCCGCGGCAAGGAGCCGCUGAUGUAUUUCAUCGAAAAGUCCGUGGUUGGGAGUGGGACCUGGCAGCGGGUCAACGCGCAGACGGCCGUGAGGUCCCCUCGGUACGCCGUGUUUGACCUCGCUGAUGGGAAGCAGUAUGUGUUCCGGGUUUUGUCAGCCAAUAAGCAUGGCCUGAGCGACCCGUCGGAGAUCACCGUGCCCAUCCAGGCUCAGGAUAUGAUUGCGGUCCCUUCUGCCCCGGGCCGGGUUCUGGCAUCGCGGAACACGAAGACAUCGGUUGUGGUGCAGUGGGACAGGCCGAAGCACGAGGAGGACCUGCUGGGCUAUUACGUGGACUGCUGUGUGGCAGGGUCCAAUGUGUGGGAGCCGUGCAACCACAAGCCCAUUGGCUACAACAGGUUUGUGGUGCAUGGCCUGACAACCGGUGAGCAGUACAUAUUCCGGGUGAAGGCCGUCAAUGCUGUCGGCACAAGCGAGAACUCGCAGGAGUCCGACGUCAUCAAGGUCCAGGCCCCCCUCACUGUCCCUUCGCAUCCUUACGGGGUCACGCUUCUGAACUGCGAUGGCCACUCCAUGACCCUUGGCUGGAAGGUGCCCAAAUUCAGCGGGGGCGCCCCCAUCCUCGGCUACUACAUAGACAAGCGCGAGGCGCGCCAUAAGGACUGGCACGAGGUCAAUUCUUCGCCCAUCAAAGAGAGGAUCUUAACGGUGGAGGGCUUGACAGAAGGCUCACUCUAUGAGUUCAAAAUCACUGCCGUCAACCUGGCCGGGAUCGGGCAACCAUCGGACCCCAGCGAGCUUUUCAAGUGUGAGGCCUGGACCAUGCCCGAGCCUGGUCCUGCCUAUGAUCUGACAUUCUGUGAAGUCCGAGACACGUCCCUGGUCCUGCUGUGGAAGCCCCCCGUGUACUCCGGCAGUGGCCCCAUCACGGGCUAUUUCGUGGACUAUAAGGAAGAGGACUCUGGGGAGUGGGGCACCGUGAACGAGGCAGCAACCGCCAACCGUUAUCUGAAGGUCUGUGACCUGCACCAGGGCAAGACCUAUGUCUUCAGGGUCCGGGCCGUGAACGCCAGAGGGGUGGGGAGGCCAUCGGACGUGUCUGAGCCGGUGCUCCUGGAGACCCGACCAGGCACGAAGGAGAUCAGUGCCGGCGUGGACGAGGAAGGCAACAUCUACCUGAGCUUCGACUGCCCAGAAAUGACGGACGCGUCCCAGUUCACGUGGUGCAAAGCCUAUGAGGAGCUCGUGGACGACCAGAAAUUCCGGGUGGAGACAGUGGGAGACCACUCGAAGCUGUACUUUAAAAACCCGGACAAAGGGGACCUGGGCACCUACUCGGUGUCCGUGAGUGACACGGACGGAGUGUCCUCCAGUUUCGCCCUGGAUGAGGAAGAGCUCGAACGUUUAAUCGCACUGAGCAACGAAAUCAAGAACCCCACAAUUCCUCUGAAAUCAGAAUUAGCUUAUGAGAUUUUUGAUAAGGGCCAGGUUCGCUUCUGGCUGCAGGCCGAGCACUUGUCACCGGACGCCAGCUACCGGUUUAUUAUUAACGACCGAGAAGUCUCUGACAGUGAGAAACACAGAAUUAAGUGCGACAAAGCUACUGGCAUUAUCGAGAUGGUCAUGGACCGAUUUACGACUGAGAACGAAGGCACCUACACUGUGCAGAUACAUGACGGAAAAGCCAAGAAUCAGUCUUCUCUGGUUCUCAUCGGAGAUGCGUUCAAGGCUCUCCUAGACGAGGCUGAAUUUCAAAGGAAGGAAUUCCUCAGGAGGCAAGGCCCUCACUUUGCGGAGUACCUGCACUGGGAUGUUACAGACGAGUGUGAAGUUCGGCUUGUUUGUAAGGUUGCAAACACCAAGAAAGAGACAGUUUUCAAGUGGCUGAAGGAUGAUGCUCUGUAUGAAACAGAAGCGUUGCCGGAUCUGGAGAAGGGGGUCUGCCAGCUCCUCAUACCCAAGCUGUCAAAGAAGGACCUCGGUGAAUAUAAGGCGACCCUGAAAGACGAGAGAGGUCAAGAUGUCUCUGUCCUUGAGAUAGCUGGCAAAGUGUAUGAGGACAUGGUGUUGGCAAUGAGCAGAGUGUGUGGGGCAUCUGCUUCUCCCCUGAAAGUGCUCUGCACCGAAGAAGGAAUAAGACUUCAGUGUUUCAUGAAAUACUUUACCGAAGAAAUGAAAGUGAACUGGUAUCACAAAGAUGCCAAGAUUGCGUCUAGCGAGCAUAUGAGGAUUGGCGGCAGCGAGGAGAUGGCCUGGCUGCAGAUCUGUGAGCCUACGGAAAAGGACAAAGGGAAAUACACCUUCGAGAUUUUUGACGGCAAAGAUAACCAUCAGCGCUCCCUCGACCUGUCUGGGCAGGCGUUCGAUGAGGCCUUUGCAGAAUUCCAGCAGCUCAAGGCGGCCGCUUUUGCAGAGAAGAAUCGUGGCAAGGUGAUUGGAGGCUUACCUGAUGUGGUGACCAUAAUGGAGGGCAAGACCUUGAACCUGACCUGCACGGUGUUUGGAAACCCUGAUCCCGAAGUGGUGUGGUUCAAGAACGACAAGGACAUCGAGCUCAGCGAGCACUUCUCGGUCAAGGUGGAGCAGGCCAAGUACGUCAGCAUGACCAUCAAGGGCGUGACCUCGGAGGACUCGGGCAAGUACAGCAUCAACGUCAAGAACAAGUACGGGGGCGAGAAGAUCGAUGUCACCGUCAGCGUGUACAAGCACGGGGAGAAGAUCCCCGACAUCGCCCCGCCACAGCAGGCGAAGCCAAAGCUCAUCCCGGCCUCGGCCUCCGGGCUGGCCCCGUGACGCAGCGGCUGCCCAGGGCGGGGCGGG
Messenger RNA from Lontra canadensis (Northern American river otter), 4527 nucleotides. It is a transcript of the gene MYOM2, whose product is annotated as myomesin 2. The record is from RefSeq and is a predicted model, not a curated record. Gene Ontology annotation, molecular function: protein binding. The transcript is spliced from 37 exons. The coding region runs from base 97 to 4500 and encodes 1467 amino acids. Lineage: Eukaryota; Metazoa; Chordata; Mammalia; Carnivora; Mustelidae.